This is a messenger RNA of Lagopus leucura (white-tailed ptarmigan), 2108 nucleotides long. RefSeq names its product transcription factor LBX2-like. The record is from RefSeq and is a predicted model, not a curated record. NCBI's taxonomy places the organism in Eukaryota, Metazoa, Chordata, Aves, Galliformes, Phasianidae. Gene Ontology annotation, molecular function: DNA-binding transcription factor activity, RNA polymerase II-specific; RNA polymerase II cis-regulatory region sequence-specific DNA binding. Gene Ontology annotation, biological process: regulation of transcription by RNA polymerase II. Bases 298 to 1170 code for a protein of 290 amino acids. The transcript has 6 exons.
UCAGUGUCUUUAUGCAGAGAACUGAAAGGGGCAAAGAGUGUGAAGAUAAAGGCCAAAGAAAACAGGUGACUCCUGAGAUUAGUGUAUAGAUUUCCAGACAUCAGCACAGUAACAGCUCUCCAUGAAGAUCAACAGCAUGACAGAAUGUCAUUACAAAGUAUUCGAAGGAACAAGAACGCAUAGGAAGGAAAGACAACAGUAAAGAAUACUGCAAAUACUAUAUACUAAAAAUUUUCCAAAAUGAAGAAAACAAGAAGAAAAAAGGACCAGAAGACCUGAGAUGUGAGAGAGCCAUAUAUGACAGAAGGAAAGCCACUGCCACUAAACUACAACUUCUCUCCUUCCCUCGUGCGGCAGUUUCCUGCAUGUGAAGUCUUACUACAACCAGGAGAUGGCACAAGAGAGCCUUCCAACGUUUCACGACGUACGCGCCGCACUGAGAGCAAAGCUCCAAAACGCAGCAGGAUGACCAAGGCCCCUUUCUCUGUGGAGUGGCUGUCCCAGAGCAGCCAGGCCCCCAAAAGUCCCACCCAGGGCACCCCGCACCGAUCAUCGCCCUCGGCCGCCGGCCGCCGUCUCGCCUCGAGCUCCAGACCCGGACUGAGCGAACGGAGCAAGGAGAAAGGCUCCGGGAAAGGCAGGGAGCCUUCGGCAACACCCCCGGCUGCAGGUGCAGCGGGGCAACCGCAAGAGGAGCGGGGCCGCGAGUGCUCGUGCCCCGAGGAGCCGAGGGGCGGCCGGCGGCUGCGCACGGCGUUCAGCGCCGAGCAGAUCAGCACCCUGGAGAGCUCCUUUCAGAGGCAUCGCUACCUGGGCGCCGCCGAGCGCCGCAAGCUGGCGGGCAGGAUGCGGCUCUCCGAGGUGCAGAUCAAGACCUGGUUUCAGAACCGCCGAAUGAAGCUCAAGAGGCAACUGCAAGAGUUGAGACCGGAGCCUUUCUGUACUCCAGCGCUCCCUUUCAGACCUCAGGUGUCCCUGCCACUCACCUACAUGGCCCGGCCGCCGCCUCUACCCGGGCAUGAGGCUGCCCCGGGGGGCUUUGCCUUGGCAGCGUUGCCAGCACCUGCCCUGGACAUCAGCAGUGCCUGCAGAGCACAGCCUGUGGGUUUCUGGGCAGCACCCUGCUUUGUAGGAUACAGGGAUCCCAGGGCUUUCUUGCUGAGUGUCUGACCCGCUGGUAUGGACUGUGACUAAGGAGAAUUUGCACUAAUAUCUAAUAACUGUAUCUGGGCUGCCCCUGCCUGCAUCUGCCUGCUGGAGUUCUGGUGCAGCUCUGAGCAAGAUACUGAUCGACAAUCCAGAUCAUGGACUUCAGGCCAAGCUGCCCAGCAAGUUCAAACAUAGUGGGGUAAAUGGUAGCAUAAGUGGAAUCACCUAACAAACCUUAACAUUUUUUCAGCUUUCAUCUGAAUUGGUCACAAGGACUGCAGAACUAUUUAUCCUGCCCUGAAAGAGCUCCUCCCCAUUGAAUGAAGCACAGUCCUUAUUCUCUAGUUCUGUCCUGGCCCUAGUAGAGAAAGAAUAAUCUUGUGUUGUACCUUGCAAUUUACUGAGGAUACAUACAAAAAGCAUUAACUUCCCCCAUUCCCUUAAAUGGCUGUCCUAUCUCUCAGCUGCUUCCACUAUGGCACUUCAGGAGGGAGCUGUGCUUUUAACAAGACAUAUAGAUAUAUCAGGAAUUAGUUACCAGUAUUUACGACUGGGCCUACAAGGACAGCAGAAUUUGUAAUGAAGACAUUGAAAUAGCAUAUAGACUAUGAUUUUUAGGGUACAAAAAAUGGUUUUCUAUAAAUAUAUGAAAAUACCACAAUUUCAUGGGAGGCCUCAGUGGACUAACAAGGGCCUACUGCAUAAAAUAGAUCUUGGAAAGAUCUUGAAUCUUGGGAUCUGGCCUUGCAAUUUGCUAGUGUCUCAGCAUCUUGCAUGUGCCUAAUGGGGUUUGAGGGUAAUUGUCAAAAGAAAUGCAACAUUUCAAAGCUAUUUUUCUCAAAUGGCAGUAAAGUUUGUUACCAUUGUGCUGUGCACUUUUUGUUUGAGUAAUGCUCAUGACUGGAUAAUGUCUGAAGAUUUUAUUAAAAUAAAAUUUUAGAUUUCAGGCUAGAGAAAGC